GUAACUUAGUUUUAAACGGAAUGGGGCACGCCGGGCUGGACCUGAUGAAGGAUGAGGCCCACGCCUCCGUCGUCCCACGCAAAACGAGAAAAAGGGAGAGGUGGGGUGGGACCUUUUGAUCGAUCUGAGGCCGGAAGCGCUUGGGGGAGGCAGAGAAACACGUUGGAAGAUGCCGCAUUUAAUAAACAUUUAAAUUCACCACUGGUGUGAUUAUUUUAGAGAUGUUCUGAUCGUUAAUGGCAGCAGAAAUCAUACCGUCGGAUCUUCAACUCCAACUUGGUGUCUUAUUCUCAGUGGCUAUAUGAUUGGGGUUUCAGAGGAAAAGAAGCCUGUUAAGAGAGGAGCGAGAGAGAGAGAGAGAUCUUUAUCGUUCUAGAUCUCGUCUUGUAAACGGAGGGGAUAAUCUGUUGAAGACAGGCAGGUUGAUUGGGUGUUGGCUCCUUUUGGUCGUGGGGAAGGGGAGAGAAGGAGGGGUGAGGUGGGGAGCUGGUUUUUCUUUCUUUUCCUAUUCUCUCUCUCGUUGCUUUUCUUUUUCCUUUUCUGGGUUGUUGUGUGUUGUGCGAAUUUGAUUUGUUAAAUGUGGUAACGGCAGUGAUUUUGAGCUGGAUGUUGUGUUUCUAGUUUGCCUCUGAGACCUAUGUCUCUCUCGCUCGCCCAUUGGGGAUUCCCCUUUUUGUAGGUUUCUGCUGUGUUGGAGUUCCUUUUUUCAUUUUCGCUUCCCUGUCUCUCUUUCUGCGGUUGUCCCUCUCUAGCCUUGAGCUGUUUCUGAGUUUUUUUUUUUUCUUUCCUAUUCUCUCUCUUUCUCUCUCUCUCUCUGGUUUAUGGUCCCGUUUCUUUGAAGGGAAUACCACCAGAACCCCGUUUUCUUUGUCUAUAGAUUUGAUGCAAGAGCUCCUGCGGGAAUGGCGAGGCUUUCGCUUAGAGUUCGGUGGACCCUUUUCCAUCCUUUUGGUUUUCUUCCAUUCCUUUAACACCCAUACGUUCUUCCCCUUCAGCCUGUUACAGAUGAAACGACCAAUCCGGCCCCUCCUCAGCGUCUUUCUGCUAAUUGUUGUUUGCACUGUGCUGGCCUCGCGUGUUGUGAUUCGCCGGAGUUCCAUUUCUGCUACUCUGGAAGCCAGACCUGCAUCUGGCAUAGAUGUUUUGCCUCUUCCUGCUUUGAAUGAGACUUUCCUGACCUAUGCUGCUAUUGAGAUCGGCGAGUCAGAUACUCGGCGUCAGAUCAACGAUAUGCUCGAGUGGACUCAUCGUCAGGGCCGCCCUCGAUCCAUCUCUUCGUGGCGGCAGGAUAACCAUGAAGGAACGUAUGUGCGGCCCAGUCGAAUUCCGGUACAGCUCAUGAACCCCAGGUACAGCGCUCUAUGGCCGGAAUUUCGUCAAUCUCUGCGCAAUUGGGUGAUGAAAAAGCGGUUUCAGCCUGAGAUCAUGAGUGAGUUGGUGUCACUUGUUAAGGGCCCUCUUGAUCGGCAUUAUGGUUCAGUUCCAACAAACCGACCGUAUGCAUCAUGUGCGGUUGUGGGGAACAGCGGGAUUCUGCUGAAGAAAGAAUACGGGGAGUUGAUAGAUAGCCAUGAAAUGGUGGUCAGAUUGAACAAUGCGAGGACUGAAGGAUUCCAGCGAAAUGUUGGCUCGAAAACCACGAUUUCGUUCGUUAACAGUAACAUCUUGCAUCUCUGUUCAAGGAGACCCAGUUGCUUCUGCCACCCAUAUGGAGAAAACGUCCCCAUGGUUAUGUACAUUUGCCAGGCAGUGCAUUUCAUGGAUUUCCAGUACUGCAACCGAACUCAUAAGGCUCCAUUGGUCAUCACAGAUGCCCGUUUCGACACGCUGUGUUCCAGGAUUGUGAAGUACUACUCGUUGAAAAGAUUUGUGGAGACGACGGGGAAGUCCCUUGAAGAAUGGAGUGUUGCCCAUGAUGGAAACUUGUUCCAUUACUCAUCGGGUAUGCAAGCAAUCAUGCUUGCAUUGGGUGUGUGUGAGAAGGUCGACGUUUUCGGGUUUGGUAAAUCAGUUGAUGCGAAGCAUCACUACCACACGAACCAGAAAGCUGAGCUCCAUUUGCACGAUUACGAGGCAGAGUAUGCGUUCUAUAGGGAUUUGAUUGAACAACCAGAAGCUGUGCCAUUUCUUAGGGACUCCAAGUUUAAAAUCCCUCCUGUAACCAUAUACAAUUGAUAUCAAUAUUAGGUUUUUUAGCUUGUCUAGCUUGAAGUACCACACUGAAGUUUGCUCCACGAGGAACCUUGUUUCCAUUGUCUUUCUCAGAUUUUGAAUUCAAUAUGUUGGUACUGUUUCUCUCCA
Molecule: messenger RNA, 2301 nt
Organism: Nymphaea colorata (pocket water lily)
Lineage: Eukaryota; Viridiplantae; Streptophyta; Magnoliopsida; Nymphaeales; Nymphaeaceae
Product: beta-1,6-galactosyltransferase GALT29A-like
Exons: 1
Coding region: 883-2175 (430 amino acids)
Molecular function (GO): sialyltransferase activity
Source: RefSeq, a predicted model, not a curated record